This is a messenger RNA of Kazachstania africana CBS 2517, 819 nucleotides long. It is a transcript of the gene RPN12, whose product is annotated as proteasome regulatory particle lid subunit RPN12. The coding region runs from base 1 to 819 and encodes 272 amino acids. NCBI's taxonomy places the organism in Eukaryota, Fungi, Ascomycota, Saccharomycetes, Saccharomycetales, Saccharomycetaceae. The record is from RefSeq and is a predicted model, not a curated record. The transcript has a single exon. Gene Ontology annotation, cellular component: cytosol; proteasome regulatory particle, lid subcomplex; proteasome regulatory particle. Gene Ontology annotation, biological process: proteasome-mediated ubiquitin-dependent protein catabolic process.
AUGUCAGAUUUACCUCAAUUGGCGAAGAGUUUGUCUAUAGCGUUCGAUUCAAAAGACUACAAGACCUGUGAGAAACUUUUAUCUCCGAUUAAAAUAGAAUUAAUUAAGGCUAAUCUUUUAAUUCCCGACUCUAACAGAUUAGCUAAUGAAACAUACUUGAAUGAUUUGGAAAUAACUAAAAAAUCAUGGAAAUUGGUGCCAAUUUCUUCCAUCUUCAACAUGAAAUUCGACGUUUUCCAAAAUUAUUUUGCUCAAUUAAGAUCAUUCUAUUUUAAUAGUAACUCAAUUUUAUCAAGAUCUUCAAAUAAAUCAAAAUUAGUGAGCUUGUACCUUUUAAUCUUACUUUCAAAAGGUGAUGUUACGAAGUUCCACUCUGAAUUAGAAUAUUUAGAUCAUCAAAUUAUAAAUUUACAAGAUGAUGAAUUACUAUCCCUACCUAUUAGAGUAGAUAAAUUCCUCAUGGAGGGUUCUUACCAAAAAGCUUGGAAUCUUCUACAAUCUGGUUUAAAUGAAGUCCCUGAAUUCAAAGUAUUUACUGUCACCCUAAUGAACACUAUCAGAGACGAAAUUUCUAAUAAUAUCGAGUUAUCCUAUAAUGAUUUGCCUCUAUCCAAUAUUAAAGCACUUUUAUUUUUCAAUAAUGAAAAGGAGACUGAAAGUUUUGCAUUACAAAGAGAUUGGAGUAUUAAAAAUUCAAUCGUUACAUUCGAUCAAGAAAAUAUUCUUGAAGAUAACGUUGAGUCUAAUGGAAAUGAAACUGAAAAUAAUUUAAUCGAGAAAAUUUUGGGUUACGCCAUCGAUUUAGAAACAAUUGUGUAA